Molecule: messenger RNA, 5084 nt
Organism: Lutra lutra (Eurasian river otter)
Lineage: Eukaryota; Metazoa; Chordata; Mammalia; Carnivora; Mustelidae
Gene: ADCY7
Product: adenylate cyclase 7
Exons: 27
Coding region: 312-3542 (1076 amino acids)
Biological process (GO): adenylate cyclase-activating G protein-coupled receptor signaling pathway; adenylate cyclase-inhibiting G protein-coupled receptor signaling pathway; cAMP biosynthetic process
Cellular component (GO): plasma membrane
Molecular function (GO): adenylate cyclase activity
Source: RefSeq, a predicted model, not a curated record
CCCAGGCCCUGUGCAGCUCCGGAGCCUGCUGGGCUGGGCCAGAGGAAGCCAGGCUGGGAUUCCUGCCGGCACUGCUUAGAGCUGAGGACCCCGCGCAUCUGGUCAGCCCGGCCCGGAUGCAGAGGAAGAGGCUGGUGGUUCUGUGAGCAGGCCUGGCAGGGGAGUGGCGUGGGCCCCACGCUGCCCAUGGGGCUGCAGGCCCAGGGGACCCCUCCCCAACCCCGCCGGCCAGGCUCCCAGAGCCCAGAGACCUAGGCCCAUUGGUAUCACCAGAAGGAGGAUCCCCGGGCCUUGGGCUCUCCUGGGGGGAUAUGCCGGCCAAGGGGCGCUAUUUCCUCAAUGAGGGCGGAGAGGGCCCGGACCAGACGGCGCUGUACGAGAAGUACCGGCUCACCAGUCAGCAUGGGCCGCUGCUGCUCACGCUCCUGCUGGUGGCUGUCACUGCCUGUAUUGCCCUCAUUGUCAUCACCUUCGUCUGCGGGGACCCCUCCGGACACCAGGCUGUCCUGGGGAUGGCGUUCUUCACGCUUGCCUUGUUUGUGACUCUCUACGUGCUGGUGUAUAUGGAGUGUCUUGUCCGGCGGUGGCUCAGGACCCUGGCGCUGGUCAUCUGGGUCUGCCUCAUGAUGCUGGGCUACACGCUGGUGUUGGACUCGUGGAUGAAGGCUGCCCCGACCUGGGCGCAGGUGCCCUUUUUCCUGUUCAUCGUCUUCGUGGUGUACACGCUGCUGCCCUUCAGCAUGCGGGGGGCCAUCGUGGCAGGGGGAGUCUCCAGCAUCUCCCACCUCCUGGUGCUUGGAGUUCUGAUGGGGGCCUUCACGAAGCCCAGCGACUGGGUGGUACGGCAGCUGGUGGCCAAUGCUGUCAUCUUCCUGUGUGGGAACCUCACGGGCGCCUUCCACAAGCACCAGAUGCAGGACGCCUCCCGAGAGCUCUUCACCUACGCCGUGAAGUGCAUCCAGAUCCGUCGGAAGCUGCGGAUCGAGAAACGCCAGCAGGAGAACCUGCUGCUGUCGGUGUUGCCGGCCCACAUCUCCAUGGGCAUGAAGCUCGCCAUCAUCGAGCGGCUCAAGGAGCGUGGAGACCGCCGCUAUGUGCCCGACAACAACUUCCACAGCCUGUACGUCAAGCGGCACCAGAAUGUCAGCAUCCUUUAUGCUGACAUCGUGGGCUUCACGCAGCUGGCCAGCGACUGCUCCCCCAAAGAGUUGGUGGUGGUGCUGAACGAGCUCUUUGGCAAGUUUGACCAGAUCGCCAAGGCCAAUGAGUGUAUGCGGAUCAAGAUCCUGGGCGACUGCUACUACUGCGUGUCGGGUCUGCCUGUGUCCCUGCCCACCCAUGCCCGGAACUGCGUGAAGAUGGGUCUGGACAUCUGCGAGGCCAUUAAGCAGGUGCGAGAGGCCACGGGUGUGGACAUCAGCAUGCGUGUGGGCAUACACUCGGGGAAUGUGCUGUGUGGGGUCAUUGGGCUGCGCAAGUGGCAGUACGAUGUGUGGUCCCACGACGUGUCCCUGGCCAACAGGAUGGAGGCGGCUGGAGUCCCUGGCCGGGUGCACAUCACAGAGGCGACGCUGAAGCACCUGGACAAGGCGUAUGAGGUGGAAGACGGGCACGGGCAGCAGCGGGACCCCUACCUAAAGGAGAUGAACAUUCGCACCUACCUGGUCAUCGACCCCCGGAGCCAGCAGCCACCCCCGCCCAGCCAGCACCUCCCCAAGCCCAAGGGGGACGCGGCCCUGAAGAUGCGGGCAUCUGUGCGCAUGACCCGCUACCUGGAGUCCUGGGGGGCUGCACGACCCUUUGCACACCUCAACCACCGUGAGAGCGUGAGCAGCGGUGAGACCCCAGUCCCCAGCGGGCGGAGGCCCAAGACCAUUCCCCUGCGGCGCCACCGGACCCCUGACAGGAGUUCGUCCCCCAAGGGGCGGUCGGAGGAUGACUCAUAUGAUGAGGAGAUGCUGUCGGCCAUUGAGGGGCUGAGCUCCACGAGGCCCUGCUGCUCCAAGUCCGAUGACUUCUCCACCUUUGGGUCCAUCUUCCUGGAGAAGGAUUUCGAGCGAGAGUACCGCCUGGCGCCCAUCCCCCGGGCCCGCCACUACUUCGCCUGUGCCAGCCUCAUCUUCGUCUGCAUCCUGCUGGUCCAGGUCCUGCUCCUGCGCAGCAGGGCUGUUCUCGGUUUGCCCUUCGGGCUGGUGGCCUGUGUGGUGGCGCUGGUGCUGGGGCUGUGCUUCGCCCAUGAGUUCUUGAGGUGCUGCCCGGCCCGAGGGGUGUUGCAGGCCAUCUCUGAGAGCGUGGAGACCCAGCCCCUGCUGCGUUUGUCCCUGGCCGUCCUGACUAUUGGCAGCCUGCUCAGUGUCGCCAUCGUCAACCUGCUGCUGAUGCCUUUUCUGGCCCCAGAGCUGCCUGAGGGCAACCAGACAAGCCCAAGCCCGAUGGAUGUGGGCAACACGUGUGAGCCCCUCCUGUAUUUCACCUGUAGCUGCAUCCUGGCCUUUGUCGCUUGCUCGGUCUUCCUGCGGAUGAGCCUGGAGCUGAAGGUUGUGCUGUUGACCACGGCCUUGGUGGCCUACCUGGUGCUCUUCAACAUCCACCCGUGCUGGCAGUUGGACUGCUGUGGCCUCGUGGCCAACCUCACCGAGACCAACGGUACCCUCAGCUCCCCACCGUGUGUGUGGAAGGACCCGAAGGUGAUGAUCAAUUUCUAUCUGGUUCUGUUUUAUGUCACCCUCCUCAUGCUCUCCAGACAGAUUGACUACUACUGCCGCUUGGACUGUUUGUGGAAGACCAAGUUCAAGAAGGAACACGAGGAGUUUGAAACCAUGGAGAAUGUGAACCGCCUUCUUCUGGAGAAUGUCUUGCCUGCCCACGUGGCCGCUCACUUCAUUGGUGACAAGUUAAAUGAGGACUGGUACCAUCAGUCCUACGACUGCGUGUGUGUCAUGUUCGCGUCCGUGCCGGACUUCAAAGUCUUCUACACGGAGUGCGAUGUCAACAAGGAGGGGCUGGAGUGUCUGCGCCUGCUGAACGAGAUCAUUGCCGACUUUGAUGAGCUGCUCCUGAAGCCCAAGUUCAGCAGCGUGGAGAAGAUCAAGACCAUCGGCAGCACGUACAUGGCGGCUGCAGGGCUCAGCAGCCCCUCAGGGACCGAGAACCAGGACCUGGAGCGGCAGCGCGCGCACAUCGGCAUCAUGGUGGAGUUCAGCAUCGCCCUGAUGAGCAAGCUGGACGGCAUCAACCGGCACUCCUUCAACUCCUUCCGCCUCCGCGUCGGCAUAAACCACGGGCCCGUGAUUGCUGGAGUGAUCGGGGCACGGAAGCCUCAGUAUGACAUCUGGGGAAACACGGUCAACGUUGCUAGCCGGAUGGAGAGCACUGGAGAACUUGGCAAGAUCCAGGUUACUGAAGAGACGUGCGCCACCCUCCAGGGACUAGGUUACUCUUGCGAAUGCCGGGGACUGAUCAACGUCAAAGGCAAAGGCGAGCUGAGGACUUACUUUGUCUGUACAGACACUGCCAAGUUCCAAGGGCUGGGACUGAACUGAGGGCUUCUGUCCUCACACCUAACUUGAAGAGCUUCAAAAUGAAAAACAUCUACUCCACGUAAGCGUGCAGAGGUUGGCCAUGUGGGAAGCCAGCCCGCUCGGAAACGCUGGGACGGUCUUGCUCUGAACUGCAGGGAUCAAGGGCAAGUGCGAAAAGCCAGGUUUGCGAGCUGAGUCUCAGAGCUUCAGCUGUUGAGAAUCAGAAGUCAGCCCGAGUUGUGUAUCAAGGUGAGAAGGAAGCGAACGGCCCCCUCCUUUUGCUGGAUCAGCUUCGCUGCCUCCUCACCAGAGCGUGCCCGGGGUUUCUCCCCCAGCCGCACUCCACUACAGAGCAGGGAUUCCCAGCUCGGGGUCCUCCGGGAACCCCCCGCCAUUCUGGGAAAUCUUGCACAUGGGAGACUUCAAAAGUGGACGCAGGGCUGCAGCCAAGGGCAGGGAGGACUGCAGCUGACCCCGCGGCCUGCUCGGACCCUGGUUGCGGGCUUGUCAGCCUCAGAAGGGGCUUACCCGGUCUGCCAGAGGGGCCGGGUGCGCCAGCACCGCGAGGCCUGCGUGUCACUAGAAGAGAGAUGAACGAGGUACAAGAACUUGCCGUCCAAAGGGAUUUUAUGGCAAAAAUGCUGUUAAAGGGAAUAACCUCAUUUAAAGACUGCUUUUCUGCACCAACUUUUCAUAUAAAGGAAUGGUUUCCGGUGAGUACUGCACUGUGACCCCUACACUUAAUUGGCAGCGACCAGGGCCGCGCAGCAGGGCUCCCCUGAAGAGUUCAGGAAGGUUCUGUCACAGAUACAAUAUGGAUGCAUGUAGGUGUGCUGGGGCUGAGGCGGGCCUACUUCUACUCUGGCAAUAUUUGAGUUACUUUUAUCCUUCAACAACAGAAAUCCAGUCCUGUCUUUUAUUUCCAAUUCAAGCACGGUGCUCCAAUAAGCACAUUUUGGAAGUUCUGAGUUUCUGAUGUGCCGACCACCAUGUGGGACGGACCCUAAAAGGCACCUGCUGUCACUUUUGUUCAGUGUGUUUUCCAGGGGCUGGGCCCUUUCCUCACAGGUGUCAUUCUGUUUUACGAUAGGACAAGUACCUUUUCCAACACUGACCUUUCCUAGGGGCCAUGGGGCAGUGUGAAGGUGGCCUCCCCGACUCCAGUGAAAGUCACACCUGAAGUCUUCAUUAAGAAAAUUUCCUAACAGAAGAUCACUGAGCACUGCAUACAUGGUGUAUAUAAUAGAUCAUGUCCAAAACCAGGUUUUGAGAAGGUACAUAUGAAUAACUAGGAAUUAUUCUGUAUACUGACUAUUUAUAGAUCUGUAACAUUUGUUUCAAAAUGUUAUACUUCAUUUUUAUAAAGUACCAGCGUUUCUACUCUGUUUAGCCUUUCAUAUAUUAAAUCAGCAAUUUGGAAAAACAAUGUCCUAAAGUGUUUUGAAUUUCAGUGUUUUCUUGGUCUGCUUGAGAAGAUUACUGCCUGAAUAAUAACUGAAAGAUUAAAAUUAAGCUCUAAAAAAGACUUGAUAAAAUACAUAACAAUUUUGAAGUUCUUUGGGC